Cloeon dipterum is the source of this 4173-nucleotide messenger RNA. RefSeq names its product RNA polymerase-associated protein Ctr9 (gene Ctr9). NCBI's taxonomy places the organism in Eukaryota, Metazoa, Arthropoda, Insecta, Ephemeroptera, Baetidae. The transcript has 13 exons. The record is from RefSeq and is a predicted model, not a curated record. Gene Ontology annotation, molecular function: RNA polymerase II complex binding. Gene Ontology annotation, cellular component: Cdc73/Paf1 complex. Gene Ontology annotation, biological process: transcription elongation by RNA polymerase II; regulation of DNA-templated transcription. The coding region runs from base 112 to 3600 and encodes 1162 amino acids.
GGUAAGAAGCAGGCAAGAAGUUGUAGUGGCAGUGGCCUUGUUGUUUUGAGGUUUCAGCGUCGCAUGGUUUUCAAUAUUCGGUCUUUGGAUUGAAAUCGGUCCUGUUGUGACAUGUCAUCGAUUGGUUCGAUCGAAAUCCCUCUCCGGGACACGGAUGAGGUGAUUGAACUGAGCUUCGACCAACUGCCGGACGGAGAAGAGGUUCUCAGCAUUUUGCGGCAGGAACAUGCCGCCCUGCAUUUGUGGGUGCGGUUGGCUGAAGAGUAUUAUCGGCAGAGCAAGCAUGAAGCGUUUGUACAGAUCCUCGAAGCGGCCAGGACAGAGGCGAACAAUGACUAUCGGGACAAUGAGAAGGACCAGAUGCGGGCCUUGGACAUGCUCGCCGCUUAUUAUGUGCAAAUUGCUAACAAGGAGAAAAAUAAGGACAAGAAGCGCGAGUUGUUUACCAAAGCCACACUCUUGUACACGGCCGCUGACAAAAUCAUCAUGUACGAUCAGCAACAUUUGCUUGGCCGUGCGUACUUUUGCCUCCUUGAAGAUGGUAAAAUGGACCAGGCAGAUGCCCAGUUCAAUUUCGUGUUGGGACAAGACGCCAACAACAUCCCUUCGCUCUUGGGCAAAGCCUGCAUUGCUUUCAACAGAAAGGACUACAGGGGUGCCCUUGCCUUCUACAAAAAAGCCCUGCGCAACAACCCCAUGUGCCCAGCGGCAGUUCGUCUCGGGAUGGGACACUGCUUUGCCCGACAGGGAAACUUGGAAAAAGCCAAGCUAGCUUUUGAACGGGCACUCCAGCUCGACCACGGAUGUGUCGGCGCCCUUGUCGCCCUUGCUGUGCUCAAGUUGAACGAGCAGACAACUGAUUCUAUCAGGGAAGGCGUUCAAAUGCUCUCCAGGGCUUAUGCCGCUGACCCUGGAAAUCCUAUGGUGCUGAACCACUUGGCCAACCACUUCUUUUUCAAGCGAGAUUUCAACAAAGUGCAGCAUCUUGCCUUACAUGCGUUCCACAACACCGAGAACGAAGCAAUGCGAGCCGAAAGUUGCUUCCAGCUGGCAAGGUCGUUCCACGCUCAAGGCGAUUACGACCAGGCUUUCCAGUAUUACUAUCAGUCGACUCAGUUUGCACCUCCGUCUUUCGUCCUGCCGCAUUUUGGCUUGGGUCAGAUGUACAUUUACAGAGAGGAUCCUGAAAAUGCUGCCAACUGUUUUGAAAAGGUGCUGAAAGUGCAGCCUAAUAAUUACGAAACAAUGAAAAUCCUUGGAUCCUUGUACGCUAACUCCAGCAGCCAAGCCAAGAGGGAGAUUGCUAGACAGCAUCUAGCAAAGGUCACGACACAGUUUCCUGAAGACGUGGAAGCGUGGAUCGAAAUGGCUCAGAUCCUGGAGCAGACCGACCUGGCCGCAGCUCUCACAGCUUAUGGCACGGCAACCAAAAUUCUCCGUGACAAAGUUGGAGCUGAAGUGCCUCCUGAAAUUCUCAACAAUGUUGGAUCACUGCACUACAGACUCGGGAACCUUGAUGAUGCCAAACACUACUUUGAGGAUUCACUCGCAAGAGCCAGAAGCGAGGCAGAGCAUGAUCCCCACUAUUACAAUGCGAUUGCUGUGACAACUACUUAUAAUCUUGCCCGGUUGUCAGAGGCACAGUGUCAAUUUGACAAGGCUGAGAAGCUAUAUAAGGAUAUCUUAAAAGAGCAUCCCAACUACGUAGAUUGCUACUUGCGCUUGGGCUGCAUGGCCAGGGACAAAGGCCAGAUUUACGAAGCCUCUGAUUGGUUUAAAGAAGCGCUGCGUAUCAACAACGAGCACCCUGAUGCCUGGUCUCUGCUGGGAAACCUCCAUUUGGCCAAGAUGGAGUGGGGCCCUGGCCAAAAGAAGUUUGAGCGAAUCUUGAAGAAUCCAGCCACGAAAGAUGACGCCUACUCUUUAAUUGCUCUCGGCAAUGUGUGGCUGCAGACCCUGCACCAACCAACAAGGGACAAGGAAAGGGAGAAAAGGCACCAGGACAGAGCACUUGCCAUGUACAAGCAGGUAUUGCGAAAUGAUCCCAAAAACAUUUGGGCAGCUAACGGCGUUGGCGCUGUUCUGGCCCACAAAAACUGCGUCAUCGAGGCCAGGGAUAUUUUCGCUCAGGUGCGCGAAGCAACUGCUGAUUUUUGUGAUGUCUGGCUGAACAUUGCCCACGUGUAUGUAGAGCAGAAGCAAUAUGUCAGCGCCAUUCAAAUGUAUGAGAAUUGCCUCCGCAAAUUUUUUAAGAAUCACACCGUGGAAGUGCUACUAUACUUGGCAAGAGCCUACUUCAAAGCUGGCAAGCUGAAGGAAACCAAGGUGACUCUCCUGAAGGCCCUGCGGGUCGCUCCUCAGGACUCGGUUCUGCUCUUCAAUACUGCCAUUGUGCUACAGCAGAGAGCUAUCGCCACUCUCAAAAUGGAGAAAUCCACUUUAGGAACUGUGCUGGAAGCAGUCAAUGAACUUGCACUCUCGCAGAAAUUUUUCAAACACUUGUCUGUGAAUGGCGACCGCAUGCGGUUCGACUUGGCCCAGGCUGCGCGAGAGGAGCGCAAGUGCCAGGAUCUGAUGUCACAGGCGCAGUACCACGUGGCUCGUGCACGCAAGGUGGACGAAGAAGAGCGUGCGUUGCGGCGCAAGCAGGAGGAGGAGCGCGAGAUCUUCCGCAAGAAGCAACGCGAGCUGAUGGCUAAGGCGGCUGAAGAGCGGCGUCUGCGUGACGAGGAAAUGCUAGCCAAGCGCAAGGAAUACGUCGAGAAGACCAAGAACGCGUUGCUCUUCCAGGAGAUGCCUAGCGAGAAAAGCUCCAAGAAGGGCCGCAGCCGCAAGGACCGAGACGACGGCAGUGCCGACGACGAGAACGAGGAGCCCAGGUCUCGGAGGAGUAAAGGCGGUGGCAAGGGACGCAGUCGCAAGCGCAAGGCUGGUACUCCAAGUGGCUCAGAUUCUGACCAAGGAGGCAGUCCGAGAUCUAAGGGCAAGAAGAAGAAGAAGCCCAAGAAGAAGAUGGAGGCUGACGAAGGUCUGUCUGCCAAGCAGAGGAUGCGGAUUGUCUCCAAGGCUGUUAUAUCCACCUCGGAAAGCGACAGUGACAAUCCAAACCUCAGAAUCGCUAGCGAUGAAGAGGGAAGUGACAGAAGCGGUGGUCGCCGUAAACGCAAAAUCUCAAGCAGUAGCUCUGGCCGCUCAAGAAGCAGGUCAAAAAGCAAGUCAAGGAGUCGAUCGCGUAGCAAGUCGAGGAGCCGCAGCAAAUCUGGUUCUCGUAGCAGAUCAAAAAGCAGAAGCAAGUCUAGGAGCAGAAGCAAGUCGGACUCCCGUAGCAGAUCAAGGUCUGCUAGUGGCUCACGCAAAUCAGGAAGCAGGUCUAGAAGUGGAUCCAGAUCUGGCAGUGGUUCGCCGAGGUCCAGAAAAAGUGUUUCGCGAUCCAGGAGUGGCUCGCCUAAGUCUAAUAGGAGCGGCUCAAAGUCUAGAAGUGCUUCACCCGCUAGCAAAAGAAGUGGCAGUGGUUCUCGGUCUGGAAGUGCUUCUCCAAAGUCCAAUAAGAGUGGCUCACGUUCAAGAAGUGGCUCUAGAAGUGGUUCUGGAAGCGAUUGAAAAAUCUACAAUAGUGCUUGUUGAGUGUAUAUGGAACUUUAAUCGUAGUGUUUCAUCAAUCAAAACAUUCAGAGUAACCGAACCAUACACAUUUGCUUCUAUUAAAUCAAUGAUUGAAAUUGUGACUUAUACCAAACUUCCUUCAGUCAAACUUGACUUGCAGCACGUCAUAAUAUAUUGCAAUUGGUAAAAGCUAUAAAAAAUGAACAUAGAUAGUGGAUGGAAGUCCAUAACCGUUGCAUUAAUUAAUUUUUGGGGCGCUUUGCUACUUAAAUAUCAAAAUUACUGAAAUCGGCUCCAUUUGCAGUACUAUAUUUUAUGUUGAAAUGAAGGCAAGAUUAUACAAAAUUCCUUGCCGACGGUAAAAAUGUUGGCAAGAGUCAAAUGACGGCUAACCUCCAACACGGUCUGUGGGACCUUCAUAUCACUGAAACUUUGCAAACACGAUUGACAUCAUGUUUAGCGUAAAUAUUUUGUGUUGUAAUUUAAACAAUGAUUAACUUCCGAGUUAUUGUAUUAUUUGAAAUUAAAAGGUAAACGUUUUUUAAUAAUAAAAAGCACUUAGAUUCUUAA